CCCGUGCACAUCGCUGAAGACGCCUGGAGGUCCCGCUGGAUGCUCCCUCGUCCCCUGGCCGUCGUGUUUUGUCGUGAGCAGCGGCAGCACCUCCCCUGAGAGGCAGCACCCUCCUCCACCCCUCCCUCGCCCCCUCAGCUCCGCGCACACUCCGGAGUCGAGGAUGAAGUCGCGGAACAUCAGGACCCUCUCUCUCAUCCUCUCCAUCUUCUGCUACCUGCUCCUGGGAGCCGCCGUCUUCGACGCGCUGGAGUCGGACGGCGAGAGUUCCAGGAAAAGUGUGCUGGAGCAGAAGCUGCGCGAGCUGAAGAAGAAGUACGGCUUCACCGAGGACGACUACGGAGACGUGGAACGGGUGGCGCUCCAGUGGCAGCCGCACCGCGCCGGGAGGCAGUGGAAGUUUGCCGGCUCUUUUUAUUUCGCCAUCACUGUUGUCACAACCAUUGGUUACGGCCACACUGCUCCACGCACUGUCGCUGGCAAGGUCUUCUGUAUGUUUUACGCAGUCUUGGGCAUCCCUCUGACCCUGGUCAUGUUCCAGAGCCUGGGCGAGAGGAUCAACACCGCCGUGCGCCACCUCCUGCGCAGAGCCAAGCGGGGCCUGGGCUUACGGGAGACCCGGGUGUCCAUGGGGAACAUGGUCCUGGUGGGUCUGCUGUCGUGCAUGAGCACGCUGUGCCUGGGAGGCGCGGCCUUCUCCUACUUUGAGGACUGGACCUUCUUUAAUUCCUACUACUACUGCUUCAUCACGCUCACCACUAUUGGAUUUGGGGACUUUGUGGCCCUGCAGAAGACAAAUGCCCUCCAGAAGCGACACUCCUAUGUGGUAUUCAGCUUCCUGUACAUCUUGGUCGGGCUGACAGUCAUUGGGGCUUUUCUGAACCUGGUGGUCCUGAGGUUUCUCACUGUCAGCACCGAGGAGCCCGACCAGAGGCCUGAAGCGGGGCAAGAGGGGCAGGCGACGCAGCCUAAGGACACGCGGGGGGGCCGGGAGGCGUCCGGGGCGGAGUCAGAAAGGUCCGGCGUUGGCUAUGGCGACAUCGAAGACGGUCCCGGCAGCCUGUGCGACCUGAGCCUCCCCAUGGAGGGGGGCACCAGCUCUCUGAAUCUCCUCGCCUCUCCCCUAGAGGAGCACGGGCCGGUUUUACCCGAGCACCCAAAGCUCUCAAGGCCCCGCAGAAUCAGGGCCUUGUUCUCCUGCAUGUGCUGUGAGAACAUUUACGAGAGCCCCUCGGCGCCUCGCGGCGACCGGACGGGCGGCCACAGCAACCCCGUCUUCUACAACUCCAUCUCCUACAGGGUGGACCGAGCCUCCUGCAGCUCCCGCAGCGCGUCGUCACAGGCCUCCCCCGGCAGCUCAGCUCUCUGUGCGGGCAAGGACAACCCCCACUCCAGGAGAAAGUCACUAUAACUGGCUGAACCUUUGUCCUGGACUUUUUAUACACGCCACGGACCUCUGACGUUCCGCCCGGUAGAGUCAUCAACGUAGCAGUAACCAGCACCAGAAUAUAUUUUUUCACACGAUUAAAGUCGUGGCCAUUUUUUCCACCACUACUGUCCCAAUAUGCUGUGUGUUCUGUGAAAGGUGUCUGCAGGAAAUGGGUGUGAAUGUCACUGAGAAAAAGCUUGGUUAUCUGCAGUCCCACUUUCUGCUGUGUUGUCACCUGUGACCUUCAGUUAUUUCCACUCCACCGAAAUUAUCAGCGUUUUCCAGGAGGAACACGCGCUCUGCCGCUCUGCCUGGUUCCCGUGGUAACAUUUACAUGGCCAAAAGACACGUGCAGCGCACAUUGAGUCCAUACGGCGUUCGCUGUGAUGAAUGAGUGUGCCAACAAAGAAUGGAAUAUGACUAGUCGCACUGCAAAGUCGCAAAUUAGAAAUGUCUCCAGAUGAGUGUUUAAUUGCCUUUUCAGAUGCGCGGUUGAAUCACAGAGGGCCAUUAUUCACACUAGAAUAGUAAAAGCAACAAAGAAGAAGAAGGAGAAGAUUAUGCCUUUGUAGAUCACUUUGUAGAUUAAAAAAAUACUACCUUUAGUAUAAAAAAUAUUGUUCAAUGCUUAAAUUAUUUUACAGAUGUUAGUCAGUUGACAGGUCAUGAAAAGGGCCUUUGUGGCUUUGGAGGAGCUUUGUAAAGUCUGAAAACCUGAUGAAGUAAUUAAGUAAUUGGGAUUUACAGGCAGGAAGGUUCAAUUAAAAUGCUGUUAUUGAUUUCAUUGGGUAGAUACAAGGCUCAGGUAAGAUCUACCAUCCAUCCAGAAUCUGAUCAAUUAUGAUAAACAAUGUCUUGCCGUGAUUAGAGAUGACUUCUCUCCUUUAGACUUGUUUGGAUUGCACUGAUGGGGAAACGCCUUCAGGCUUCAUGCCGUCUCCGCUGACUUACCAAAGACACCAUCAACCUCAUUUUGGAGAAGAGUAAAAGUACUCGGAGAGAACGAUAAAUUACUGAGACUGAUGGUCCAUCACUACAACUUGAAAUAUAUUUAUGUCACACUAAAAUUACUCUGCUGAUGUAGUUUUACAGCCCAAAUAAAAUAGGUUUGUUUCUUGAAGCCUUUGGGAGUUUGAACUGGAGGGUUUUGAUGAGGAAGAUGCCAAGCCUCCGCUGAUCCGAGUAAGAGAAGAACCUUGAGAGAAGCUUUGCCUAGACAGUAUUAUUUUGUCCCCAUAAUAUGUUGAAACGGAAUCCUGUCUAAAUUAUUAUUUUUUAUUUCUGGGCAGUAAAUGUGCUAAAAUGAAUGAAUAAAACGAAUGCUCCUGAACUCCUCAAAAGCCUUACCUCCUAAAUUCCAGUGAGUUUUAUUUGACACAGGUAUCAACGAUUAAAUUGCCGUGCUUUUAAAUCGCUUUUUUAAUCUCUGUGACAUCAUGAAAGGUUUUGAAAACUGAUUUUAUUGAUUGUAACCGACAGAAAUCCUAAAAAUUCUCAGCACGCAGAGCGACUAAGUCAUGAUCCUGAGAAAGAGGGCGUUGGAUGCUCUCAGCUCAGAAGGACUCAGUCCAGGAGAGGUGGUGUCAGAGGUUGUUCCCAGAGUCCUGCAAGGCUUCUGGAAACUUCCACCAUGUUCCCUCUCAGAUGCCUUCUCAGAAAUGUCUGUCGGGAACAAAGAUCGGAGAGACCAACCCAUACCGUAUCCCGGUGGACCAGGUCAGGAGGUCUGCUCAGUGCUGCUGUGGGAAAGAUUUGUGGGAUGUUUGAGCCUCAGGCCCUCGAAGUACCGGCUCAUUAAAAGCCUUCUGCCGACACCUCAGUCCAGGGAAAUUGAAACCCGGCUGUAACUGAGGGGACGCCAACGGGCUCCACCAGUUCCCACAACAACCCCCGAUGAACUAUGACUGAUGUUCAGGACAGGGCAGGAUGAAAACAAUACAUCCUGCUUGAAUAUUGACCAAGAACCCACCAGAGAAGCAGCUGCUCCUGCUUCACCUCCUCGUGAACCAGGGGUUAUUGAUGAAGUGUCAGAAGACGACGGGAACAAAGAGGAGAGAGAGCGGCGCUUCCUCCUCUGGAGAGCAUUCAGCUGCUGGUCAUCUUUGGAUGUUACAUGCACUUAUUACACGCACUACUUAUGAAUAUAGAAAUUAAAAAGCAUUUGAGUGUUAAAAUGUAUUUUCCGUGGUCACAUUGUUUACAUUUUUAUGAUUUGGAACAUUUUUUCAUUCACAAUGUAAUGCUCAAGGGGAAAUAGCACAUUAUGUUGUUAUCAUUUUUCUUCUUUAACACCAUCUACUUAUGCAGUUCAACAAAUGUUGGUACAGGAUACAGUUUUAACUGCAAAACCACGAUUGAAUUGUAUGCAUUGAAUAUAAGUGAGUAACAUUAAAUUAAGUAUGAAAAGGAAAGUCUGCAGGUCACAACGUUUUUUUGCAAAGAUGAAGAAGCAAAAGGGGGAAAAUCACACUGGCAUGUGUAGACCUAGAUUAAAGUUAAUUAUCCACAGACCCAUGCAGGCCUUUGUUUCCCCUGACAUUUGUGGAAAAUGAAUAAAAAGCCUGGCCAAGUGGUC
This is a messenger RNA of Gasterosteus aculeatus aculeatus (three-spined stickleback), 4004 nucleotides long. The record is from RefSeq and is a predicted model, not a curated record. Lineage: Eukaryota; Metazoa; Chordata; Actinopteri; Perciformes; Gasterosteidae.